CUGCUGCUACUUUAAAAGGACGCGCUUAAAUAGCGGCCACCAAGCACAUAGACAGGUGUCCUGCUCUGUGCAUUCAUUUGUUUAUUCAACCAUACUGACACAGAAAACAGAAUAAUACUAGACGGAAUACUUUUUGCAUUUCAAAAAGCGGAGAAGGAGAAAUAAAUAAAAUAGCCUACAAUACAAUUUGGCAUGUAGUGCGCGCGCAUUUUUCACGCCUCCAUCAUUUGAUUAAAGUAAACUAGGAAAACUGUGGAGCUCCUUUCAGCUGCCUAGUUGUGAACCAUGAUCCUCCUGACUCCUUCCUCUGAUUUCUUCCAGUACGCCAACAAGCUCCUCCUGAGCGAUCAUGCGACAGUGCUCCAAAUCAAGGAGUUUGCACGGAAAAAUGCUGCUAAUGCUCUAUCUAUGGCCAACAUGGUCAUGGGCAUGGCCUCCAUCCUCAGCAGCCUGAACGGGCACCAUCAUGCAGCGUGUUGGCUGGUUCUGAUUGGGUACCUGCUAGAUUUGGCAGAUGGAGCGGUUGCCAGGCGACUCAAUGCCUGCUCGGCACUGGGUGCAAAGCUGGAUGAUUUUGCUGACUUCACCACCUUUGGGAUCGCCACAUCUCUGCUGCUGAGGACUUCCGACUUGCUGGACAACGUCCUGUGCAUGUGCUAUGUGCUGUCUGUGUUUGUCCGUCUCUGUUUCUUCUCAAGCGGUAUUCCAUUUGUGUAUCGCGGUCUCCCCUGCAUCUACUCAUCAGCCAUCUUAGCCAGUGCCUCGUUGCUGUUGGGAGGAAACCUGAGCGUGCUGCGGGUCAUCACAGUCGCCAUGAUCCUAUUUAUGAUCAGUCAGAACUUCUAUCCCCAUGACAAAGUCCUGGAGUCCCAGACUUGGAAGAAAGUAGUGUACGCUGGAGGAGUUGCCAUGGUGUUCUGUUCUCCCUUCCCCCCUGCGUGUGUGUACUACCUGCUCUGGUCCAUCUCAUACAUUUUGUUCCCUACUUCACUUUGGAGCUGCAAACUGUAAAGUAAAAAACGGGUUUACAGACUGCUGUUGCUGCUGCUCCCUGUUGCCGUCGGAGCGUCGAAGCUGGAAAAAACACUCGUUAAUUCAUGGCAAACAGUCUCUCUACUUCACCUUUUAUUUUAAUGUGACAUCUGACUGAGAGGACUUAGAAAAAAAUGAGCGAGGAUGGGUUGUUUUUCAGUGUUACUGGUGAAAAUGAACAUGUAUUCUGUCUUGGUUGCAUUAACACCAAUCAACCAAUAUGUGGCAGGCUCUGAAAACAGAAUAUUCAUCAGGUUUGCCUCCAUGUCUUAUCUUCUUUCAUCAGUAUUAUUUAUCAUCGGUAUUGAGAACAUGUAGCAGCAGAGGAACAUCACAUUCUUCUAAGGAUGAUAGAAAAAGAAAAUGUUCUAGAGGAAAAAAUAACACAUUUUCUUUCCUUUAUGUUAACUAGUUUUAUGUGUUUUUACAUCACAGAUAGUUCAAAAGGUUUUUCUGCAGGAGAGAACCUGCAGCAACAGAUCUCUGCUGCAUUUAUUUAUACAUACGUGAAUGGGAAUUUUUUUGCAAGUCUGACUUCUUGUUCCAUUAUAAAGGGAUCAUAAAUGUAUGCUAGUUCAAAAGAACUGAUUUAACAUAAUGGCUCUCUUAUUCAUAAUAUUUGAUUCGCUGUUUGAACAUGUCCAUUUGUUGUCAUAACUCCGGCAUUUACACAUUGCAAACAUUUCUUUACCUACAAACUUUCUACUUUUUCUUAUGUCUAUGAAAUGCUGUGUUAGCUUCCUGCUAUUUCUUCCGUAUCUGCCUCUGUUUUAGGAGGCAUCAUAACAACACUGCAUCAUUCAUAUGUGUUUCUUUGACAAAUCGCUGAUUUCACUUGGAGAGCUUUUGGUCAAUUUUCAAUUGUAUUAAUUCCACUUGGUGUGGAUUUACCUCUUUGAAUUACAUUAGUCGGUACUUUAAACACUAUUUCUGCUGCCAUCUAGCGGACAUGGCACAAUAUGUCACCUUUGAAACAGUCUGCUUUAAGAGGUGGACAGAUUUAUUUUUUCUUCUUUGUAGAGCAUUUCUUUGUAGCAGGGAUCCUGUUUUUGUCACUACUUGUUUAAUUUCAAAGUGUGUUUAUUGCCUUUGCACUGUGAGAAGGAAAUUGAGAGAAUAUAGUGUUAGGUGCUGCUUUGUCUUAAAUCCUAAAAUUUAAGCAAAGCGUAACCGGGUGAAAUGUGUCUGUUCUGAGCCCUGAAAGAUCUAUUUUUCUUUUAGCUUUCUAAUUCAAAUUACUUAGCUCAUCUUUAAACCAUAAAUUGUAGUUUUUUCAGUUUCAGAUUUAGAGUAACUUACAAACUACUGGUUCUAAUACGGAGAAUCCUGGCUUUUUGAUUAUUGAUUUAAAAUAUUAAUUUCAACUUACUUAUAACCAGCGCUUUGAAGAAAGUCUCCAAGAAUGACAUACAGACUUACUGCAGUACAAUCAGUUGUGCUUUCGGUUUUCCAGUGUGGGUGUUUUUGGUUUUCAGAAAGUAAAGGCACUCUAAUGUAGAACAUAGCGAAAGGAAAAACUGUAUAUUUUGAGAGAGAAAGAAAAAUAUUGAGAUCUUUUUGUGGAAUAGGAUAUGUGCAUUUGAGCCUGUAUAAUUUGAAAAUAAAAAAUGAGAAUGAAAUGA
This is a messenger RNA of Poecilia reticulata (guppy), 2654 nucleotides long. It is a transcript of the gene tmem269, whose product is annotated as transmembrane protein 269. Gene Ontology annotation, biological process: phospholipid biosynthetic process. The record is from RefSeq and is a predicted model, not a curated record. Gene Ontology annotation, cellular component: membrane. Gene Ontology annotation, molecular function: phosphotransferase activity, for other substituted phosphate groups. NCBI's taxonomy places the organism in Eukaryota, Metazoa, Chordata, Actinopteri, Cyprinodontiformes, Poeciliidae.